Dromiciops gliroides (monito del monte) is the source of this 2041-nucleotide messenger RNA. RefSeq names its product pentatricopeptide repeat domain 2 (gene PTCD2). Gene Ontology annotation, cellular component: mitochondrion. Gene Ontology annotation, molecular function: RNA binding; protein binding. The record is from RefSeq and is a predicted model, not a curated record. Gene Ontology annotation, biological process: multicellular organism development; mitochondrion organization; regulation of mRNA processing. NCBI's taxonomy places the organism in Eukaryota, Metazoa, Chordata, Mammalia, Microbiotheria, Microbiotheriidae.
ACAGGGGCUCUUUAAGCUAGCGGCUCUGGGGCAUUUCCCCCCCCCAGCUCCCGCAGUUGGUACGGUCUGGGGGUGCUCCCAGAAUGGCGGCUGUGACUCGAAGUUCGAAUAGGAUCUUGCUGGAAACAAUGCAACGUUCUGCGACCCGAGGCGUGCUACUGGGGUUCACUCCCGGCUGCCGCCGCUGGUCCCUUGGAGGGAAACGGUAUCUGCUUACAGACGAUGUCAUGAAACUGCAAGAAUUCCAGCAGGUGAAGGUGGCAGUCUCCUGUCGAUUUCAUGGCAAAAAAGAAAUCUAUUUUAAAGACAUGGAAGAGAAAAUAAAGAAACAGAAGCUUAUCUUAAAGGACGAACUGAAAACCCUGCUCCAUUUAUGUGAAACCAAAGAUGACGUGGAACUGGCAAAAAAUGUCAUUUACAGGUAUCAUGCUGAGAACAGAAAUGUCUCUUUCGGGGAAUUUAAGUUCGGGCCCCUUUUUAUAAGACUUUGCUAUGAGCUGGACCUAGAAGAGUCUGCAGUGGAGCUCAUCAAAGACCAGCAUUUGCAUGGUUUCUUUUCAGACUGCACAUCAUUCAAUAUUCUGAUGAAUAUGUUAUUUAUCAAAGACAAUUACAAAGGUGCAUUGGAGGUUUUAAUAGAAAUGAAAAAUCAAGGGGUCAAGUUCAAUAAAGACACUUACAUCCUUGCUUUUGCAAUUUGCUACAAACUGAACAGUGAUGUUUCUUUCAACACCUGCAUGAAUUUACUGGAGGAAGCACUGAUCAAAGGAGAAAUUUUGACAAGGCGAGCCUACAGCUUUGCCAUAGCAUUAGCUCUGGAAAAGAACCAGGUGGCAAAGGCAAGAUCCAUUUAUUCUCACAUCUUGAACCCAGACAGCAAAGCCUGCAGUAAUUUAAAGAUCCUUAUCUAUGCCCACUCAGAUAUGCUGGAAGGAGCCCUGCAGAUCCUGGAGGCCUCUACAGAAAAAACCCACUCCAGCUUUGUGAAGAAGCAAGAGUUCUCAGAGGAAGUGCUGACCACAGUGAAGGAGAAAUUGGACGGACAGCCAACUCUCCAGACCAGAUUCAAAGAGAUCAGUGAUAAGAUGCAUAGCUGCCAGGUCAUCCCCCAGACUAUGGAUGCCAUACUCUGUGUUAUCCCUCAAAGCCGGAAACCCAACAUUCUCUCACUUAAGAGGCAAACAAGCCGCCGGACUUUACAGCCACUCAGUCAUCUCUGAUAGCCGAAUAGCCCUGAACUUGACCACCGGUGACUAAACUGGAUGGAUCUUUCUGAGCAUCUAGAAAUUGAUCUGAAGGAAAUUAGGCUGAACAUUUUUUUCUCUCCACAAAUUCUGAUACCCAUUGACAACUGACAUUCCAAACUAAAAGGUUAAUAUUCUGGACUGUGGUGGACAACAUUUACACAAACAACCAGAAAUCUUGAUUAUUAUUUUUUUUAAUAUUAGGCAUUGUCUGUGUAGAGUGAUGUGUGUCCCAGAGAAAGUUCUAGUGGGUUUCUCAGUUCAUUCUCCUGGACCUGGUUUACACAGGCAGAGAGAAAUGCAGAGAAGGAGUUCAGGCCUGGAUAUCAACACAUCCAGCUUUGAAUGACCCUUCCUUCCAAAGGCACUUGUUAAUGACAUCGUUGGAACUUGGUGCUGUUGUGGAUUUCUGGAGGUUUGCUAUGUUGCCUUGAAAACUGAUCUUUCCUUGAAUACACUAAUUAAAGUUUUGUUUUAGUAUGUAAAACACCAAGUAUCAAUGCUGAGAAAGUCCCUAACAAAAUAUAGUAACCAUCAUUUUGCUAGAGGCAGGAAUAUGUGGAAAAAUAUAACACAGCAUGGCACUAGCAAUAAGAAGCAACAGUGUUUUGUUAUGGCCUCUGCCCUUGCCUAAUUUCUGUGACCCUCAGUGAGCCACUCGAUGGCUCAGUCCUGAAGUUUUGUGAUCUGUAAAUUGCACAUGUUGUGCCUGCAUAUCCUAACAUGCAGAUUGAGAAUUUCAGACAAUUCAUAGGGAGGUAAGAGACUAAUAAAAUCGAUGCACAGAAAAACAAAAA